This is a messenger RNA of Lymnaea stagnalis (great pond snail), 3810 nucleotides long. NCBI's taxonomy places the organism in Eukaryota, Metazoa, Mollusca, Gastropoda, Lymnaeidae. The record is from the annotation of a GenBank genome assembly.
AUGAGCAAUGGUCAGAGUUCUGAUUAUGAGCUUCCUUUAGACAUGCAUGUUUCUAUCUUGGGUUGCCCAGACUGUUCCGACACAUUCACCAAUCCGAGGGAGCUCAACAUGCACAGGGUGGAGGUCCAUGGGCCUGAAAUAAAGAAACAGAGAUUUGAAGGGCCCCCAGAGGAUUUUCCAACUGCUUACCACAGGCUGGGAAGAGAGUUGUUAGAGAGUUCUGAUGUUCCACUGACCAAUGGUCAUCUUGAGACUGAACCAUCCCCUGCACCUCCAGUUAACAGUCUGCCACCCUCACCGCGACAUACACCACAGCCACUAUCUUUAAAAAUACAGCAUAUGGUCUCAAACUCAGAAGACAGUGGGUUUCCAUUUCCUGAUCAACUCCAGCCGCCCCCACCCACAACUCCAAAAACCUUCAAAGAAAUAAAUGGGGAGCCAGUCAAAUCUGACAGAAUCUUUCACAUGGAUGCAUACUGUGAGUUAUGUGAUAGGGAGUUUUGUAAUAAAUAUUUCCUUAAAACACACAAGGCCAACAAACAUGGUAUCUACGAGGAGAAUUCACCUCCAGCAACCAGCGUACCUCUACCUUUCCCUGGGCUCAUGAUGCCCCAAGAUCCACUUGCUUCUUUCAACUUCAAAAUGGAUUCUAUGAAAGCACCAUGCAGUGAACCUCUCCUACCCUGGUCGUUUAAACUUGAUUCUAUAAUGCCACCCAAGAGAUCAGAGAGUUCUCCUAACAUGAAAGCUCUGGAUUCUCUGCCAAUGUUUCCUAUGCCUCUGCCAACUUUAGAAAGCCCUAAACCACCAUCAAACAAAAGCAGCAGUGCAGGUGAAUGCAGUGUGAGCAGUUCCACCCCUUGCAGCAACAACUCCUGCUCUAUCACUUCCAGCGCUACGUCCAUUCUCACCAGCAUCACAAACAGCAUCAAAAGUGGACCUACGUCCAGCAACGCACAGCCCCCGGCCAAUGACCCAAGCAUGGAGGAUUACUGCCACAUAUGCCAGAAACAUUUUUGCAACAAGUAUUACCUCAAGAAACACAAGCAGGAUGUGCAUGGGAUCAUCCCAGACAACCCACCAGCAACAACUAACAAGAGGUCAAGGUCCAGCUUGCUUGACAUGCCCAUGACUUCCUCUAAUCACAUGAUGCUUCCACAGCCAUUAGCUAGCCUUGCUGGAAUGCACAAUCUUCCAGGCAUGCAUGGACUUCCCAGCAUGCCACCCAUGCCCAACCUUGCAAACAUGCCCCCUGGUGUCAUGGUGAUCAACCCUUACAGUCUCCCCCCUGUUGCCCUCAUUCCAGCUGGCUCUUUGAUGCCUGGUCAACAGCUGCCUCCACCACCUCACCCCAUGAUAUCCCAAUCCAUGAACAUGACACCCCUGUCUGAUUCCAUUCUUCUCCCACCAUCCAUGCCCCCUUCCUCGUCUUCAUUACACAUGAACAACUCUGGUCACUCACCCAACAGGCCUAACCCUUCCUUGCAAGAUGGUGGCGUCCACUGCAACAUCUGUGCCAAAGAGUUCUGCAAUGAGUACUAUCUUCAAAUCCACAAAGAGAGUAAGCACGGCAUACGCCGGCAGAGCGAGGACGCUCCCAGGGAUAAAGCGCUGUCCCUGGUGAAGGAGAACAGGAAUGAUGGCAGCAGGCCCAGCCCUCCUCCAUUAUCGAAUCACAAUAAGAAUGAACAUCCUUUCAUGAGGACGCGGUCUCCAAUGGAACGUUCAUCAAGUGUUGAACACAGCUUUUUGAUCUGCAACAUUUGCAACAAAGACUUUAACAACAAGUACCUGUACAGGAUCCAUCGAAUACAUGACCAUGGCCUGAAUGAGCUCAUUGAUCCGACGCUCAUAGAAAACGGUGAGGUUUCAAAAGAGGACCCUGUGCGGAGUAUGAAUGAAUCUCUCAUGCGCAUGGCGGCCGACGCUUCAGCAGUCUGCUAUGCCUCCAGCUUUGGCCCACCACCUCCAAUGAAGGAGAGUGCGGUCUGUGACAUUUGCAAUAAGGAAAUGACGAACCACUAUUUCUUACGUCUUCACAAGUUCAAUGCUCAUGGCAUUGACCCGAGCAUCAACGACAAAUAUGACAGAAAGCCUCUUAACUCUCCCUUGCCUCCACCAUGUCCCAAGCCAAAGACCCCCACAUCAUCAGGCAGCUUAUCCUCAUCCAACCAACAACCAAUGAACCUGGCACCGCAUCAUAUGGGAAAACCACACAUGCUUCCGUACCUUCCCCCUAAGCUGGACUUUAAGGACAUGCCGCCUUUUGUAGACUUUGGCAGGGAGUUCAAGAGUUACAGAGACAUGCCUUCUUUCAUCACGGAUUCAAUCAACCACGAACUGUUUGCAAGGUCACAUAGCCAAGCCAGGCACAUGGAUUUGAACUUUUUUGGUUUGCCGCCGCUUGGGAAAAUGCCAGGAGAGGACAGUAUUAAAUUGAAUUUUGACCCUGAAGCUUACUGCGAUAUUUGCAAAAAGGAGUUCUGCAGUAAAUAUUUUCUCAGGACACAUAAACAAAAUAUUCAUGGUAUCAAAAGUGACACAACGUCUUCGGUGAGCUCCAAGAGUUCCGAAGGUGAGAAAAUAAUUAAUUCUAUUUCUCCAGUGAAACCAAAUAUUACACCAAUUAAUAAUAAUUUCAUCAAUAAAAGCAAGGAGGGAAGCGAGAAGAGCUCGAGCUCUUGGCGGUGGAAGGAACCGGUAAACUCCUCGCGGGUGAUUUGUGACAUCUGCAACAAAGAAGUAUGCAACAAGUAUUUCUUGCGCACACACAAGCAGAAGAAGCACGGCAUUAUCCCCAGUGGCCUCUCACCUAAUGUCAGCAUGAGUGGGUCACCUAAUGCCUCUGACUGCGACUCUGCCUCUAAUGCCUCUAGCCAACCAGAGGAGAAACCUUUCAGGCUUGAUCCUUUCUGCCUACCUCAGAUGAUUCCGCUUCCCCCAACUGAUCGGCUUGGUGAAAAAUUUCACCUGAAGCCGGUAAACUUCAGCAAAAAUAAAGAUGAUCCGCCCCUGAAUAACAACAUCGAACAGAGCGAGACCUGCAACAUCUGCAGCCGCAGAUUCAAAAACAUGAAAUGGCUGAAAGAUCACAUCAUCAAAGACCAUUCGGACAAUGAAGCGCUUGACAUGAGAUCAAAGAAUGCUCCACCCAUAUAUACAUGUCAGGUAUGUGGCAUUGACUUUCCUGCAGAGCUGUCUGUCCAACUACAUCUCAUACAGGAGCAUAAUGCUCGGGUAACUCUGGACACAGAUGAGCCUCAGAUUCCUACAGAGGAGCCAAGUCUGCCCAACGGUGAAGGAAAUAAUAACAAAGUGGCUGAGCUCAGCGCCAGGUGGGGGCUCCGCAAAAAAAUCUCUAGUUACAGUCGGCUCAAGAAGUAUGUGUGUCAACGCUGUGGCUUCGAUACUCACUGGCUGUCUUCAUUGCUUGAUCAUGAAAGGUCAGAACACGGCAUAGCCUUUGAGUACUCACCAUCAUUCACAUGUCGGCAGUGCCACCAGGUUCUUCCAUCACCAAAUGCCCUUUCAGCACACAUGGUAGCUGUGCAUGGUUACUGCAUUGAGGAUGCCCUCACUGAAGCCAAAAAUACAGAGCCAGAGUGUCCCAACAGCUUCAAAUGUUCACACUGUUCUGCUGUCUUCCCUACCCGAUCAUGGGGCAUGGCUCAUGUACGCCAUGUUCACAUACGCAAUCGCAGGGAUCUUCCAAUUAAAAACUCUUUUGAGAAAAGCUUGCUGCGCUGUCCGUCAUGUUCCUUCAAAACACAUUUUGCUUUCCGCCUGCAGCGACAUGUUAAGUGUCGGCAC